Epinephelus moara (kelp grouper) is the source of this 1723-nucleotide messenger RNA. RefSeq names its product high affinity immunoglobulin epsilon receptor subunit beta-like. The transcript has 8 exons. The record is from RefSeq and is a predicted model, not a curated record. Gene Ontology annotation, cellular component: membrane. Lineage: Eukaryota; Metazoa; Chordata; Actinopteri; Perciformes; Serranidae. The coding region runs from base 7 to 705 and encodes 232 amino acids.
UGAGAGAUGUCCAUCACUGUUGUCAGAGAUAAGGGGGUGACUGUGGUCACCGUGGCGACUGACGAGAAGAGCAUGUUACCACCGCUGUGUCAGAUCACGAAGUCUCUCUGCUACAGUCCGAUGUGCUGCUCAGUGAACAAGGCGCUGAUGCAGACCAGUACAGUCUCAGCUCUCGGGACCAUAUCGAUCAUUGUGGGCCUCUUAAAUCUUGUACUCGGGCGAACAAGCCAACGUCCUGGUGAUUUUUCCAGCAUGGGAGCUGCUUACUGGCUGGGUGGUGUGUUUGUCCUGGCUGGAAUCAUGUCCCUUCUUGCUGAUCAGUUGCCCGCUAUCUUCUUGGUGGUCCUUGCGGUGUUGGUGAACAUAAUCGGAUCGGCCUUUGCCAUUUUUGGCAUUGUGGUCUAUGCCCUGGACAUGGCAAACACCACUGUUGACAGGCUGUGUGGCUGGUUCUACCGGUAUGCUGCUGUUAACAUACCUAGUCAAGACAACUGCCCAUAUGUGGCGCACCAUUUCCGGUGUUUGGUGGUGGCCAUAGAUGCUUCUAUGAUCUUCCUGACUGUUCUCCAGCUGCUUGCCUGCAUCAACGUCACUGUUUUGGGCAUCAGGACUCUGUUUUACCUGAGGGAGGAAGAGGGCGGCAGAGCUGAUGAGCCAGACCAGCCACUGCUGAAGGAAGUCCUCAUGACCAGUCCUGGUGCUUAAAAGCAAUUCAUCAUUCAUCUAAACAUGAAAAUACUGGAGUACGAUCAGCAACGCAUCAUCACAAUCCUAUAGCACACAUACAUCUGGCCGACGUCGGCCUGAGGACUACACAUCGGCCCUGAAUUUAUAACGUCUGACAAGCGUCGGCCGCAUGGGCGGAUAUCUUUAAAUUUAAUACUCUUUUGUCCCAGCUCAUCAAACGUCUCUGUUACGUCAGCUUUAGGUCGGCCCAGUGCCGUAGAAUGUCUGCCCACAUACGGAAGUCGCCACAGAGGCAGAAUUUCAUCUCUGUGGUGUUUGUUUGGAACUGAGCUCGCAGGACACAGCAUCUCAUCGCAGUUGGUUUCAGUUGACGUUAUCUGCUCAUCUGGUUAUCGUGAGCACUCGUUUUGGGUUAAAGUGGAAGUGCCCGGAGCUGCCACCCGUGGUCCCGCGGCCCCCCGGCCUGCCCUCCGGGGCCCUGGACGUGUGCUCAAGUGUCUGGGAGAGGAGCGGAGAGGAGCACGGAGGUCAGGCGGGGCGGGCCGACACUGUGUAUCCCAGAACGGGUGCUGAAGUGUCGGUGAGACCAGCAGAGAGGAGCGCGGAGGUGAAAUAGUGAAGUUUAAGGAUGCCUUCAGUAUGUUGUUAAUGUGAUUUUAUGGGCAAUUUAUCAGUCGAGGUCUCCUCCUCUGCAAAGCAAACUGACCCGGUGGCUACAGGUAAUAGCGCAGUUUUGAAGCCACUGUUUUUCCGAGAUGAAGGACUGAUUGUUGAGCUGCUGUUAACAGUUAACGGAGUUAACGGAUCCCGUGUUUUAACCGUUUCAACACUAAAUUAAGCAGAGUGACGGACACAAAGCCUUAAAUCUGGCUAAAAGACAGCUGAAAUGCUAAAAAAAAAAAUACAGUGGUGAAGUUGGGAUUUGUUUCUUGAAGUUAUGUGCUCAUCUUUUCUGUGUCUUGCAGGCUGCCAGGAGAAGCGGACUGGCCGUCAGAUAUUGUUUGUGGAAAUUUGAAAAUAAAGUUUGUCAAAUUGA